Messenger RNA from Daphnia magna, 2859 nucleotides. RefSeq lists its product as uncharacterized. The coding region runs from base 890 to 2179 and encodes 429 amino acids. The transcript is spliced from 6 exons. Lineage: Eukaryota; Metazoa; Arthropoda; Branchiopoda; Diplostraca; Daphniidae. The record is from RefSeq and is a predicted model, not a curated record.
UACUACAGUAGGAUGUAGCAAGCUUUUUUUAACUGUUUUAGCUUUUAUUGUUAUUAGUCUUUCAAGCAGACAGCACACAAGAGGAAUAUAGGACACUAGAGGACACUACACACACACAACAGCCAGUCACUUUUGAAUAAAAAUAAACGUGUUCAACUUCUGUUACGAAUGAUAAAAUAACCUAGUCAAAUCUUAAGACUCAAGAGCUCAACAUUCAAAACUUGUUUACCUCUCAUGUCCAAUGACUUGUUCGACAAUGAAUGAAGAUAUUGAUAUUAUAGAGGAAUAUCCGCUAAGAGCUGAAACCGUUAAUAAGGUUGAGCAUCAAGAUGAAAGAUUGCGUUCUUUAAGCUCUGGAAAUGCAUUUCCUCCUGUGAAAGCAGCUUUAAAACUGAACUCACAAAAGAAGCUGACAUCAUUUUUCAGUAUGCCAAGCACUGAAAAAACAACUGGAAAUGUCAUAAAUGAGGAUUAUGAGAUUCAGAGCCAUAUGAUCGUAAACAAUGAGGAGGAAAUUGAUCUUCUUCGUGAUGUAUAAUCCUUUUCAUUUGAUACCAGCAAAAAAACCUCAACAAAUACUGUUUAAAAUGUUGAUCGAUCUACCCUUGUUGAAAAUGAAACAGCCCUUCAAAAAAACACUUAUCCAGCUAAGUCUCAAAUAAGCCAGCCUCUACGCCAGAAACCGUAUCCACCUUAAAAUCCUUCUAAGUCUGUUACCAGCGAUAAGCAAACUGAUGGCUCCAAAGCUUCCGACCAUACCGUUCUGGCUAGCGCAUCUGGUCAAACAGAUCAGUCUUCUCAGCCAACAGACGUUUUUAUUGCAACCUUCCAUCCGAGCCAGUCUGGUUGGCCAAUACAUCCUGGCCAUUCUAAGCAGUCCAGCAGUUCCAUGCAGGCUACCAGUUCCGUACAGGCUACUAGUUCCGUGCAGGCUAGCAGUUCCGUGCAGGCUAGCAGUUCCGUGCAGGCUACCAGUUCCGUGCAGGCUAGCAGUUCCGUGCAGGCUAGCAGUUCCGUGCAGGCUAGCAGUUCCGUGCAGGCUAGCAGUUCCGUGCAGGCUAGCAGUUCCGUGCAGGCUACCAGUUCCGUGCAGGCUAGCAGUUCCGUGCAGGCUAGCAGUUCCGUGCAGGCUAGCAGUUCCGUGCAGGCUAGCAGUUCCGUGCAGGCUACCAGUUCCGUGCAGGCUACCAGUUCCGUGCAGGCUACCAGUUCCGUGCAGGCUACCAGUUCCGUGCAGGCUACCAGUUCCGUGCAGGCUACCAGUUCCGUGCAGGCUAGCAGUUUCGAUCAGCCUGAUCAGUCGAAUAAGGCAAACCAUGUUCGUUACCAGCAAUUCAACGAAGCUUGGCUGAAUGACGGACAGUUUAAACCAUGGCUAGAAAAACGGACUGUUUCCACUGAAAAAUCUAAAAUCAUCAAAGCUUAUUGCAUCCCGUGCAAUAAAAUGAUUGGGAACCACAAAACAACGUUAAAGGACCACUCAAAGAGCAAAAAUCCCAUCAUGCUUGCACCAAGCUAUGAAGUUGUCGUUAAACAACGACAAUGUUUGGCAGACUUGGUUUCGGGAAGCGUUCUUUUAGCCGAUGCUGUCACAGAAUAUGAGAUGACCCUUGUCUGCUUUCUAAUCCAUCAGAAUUUGCCAAUUUCAUCGAUUGAAUCUACUGUGUCCACUCUUCGUCGCUUUCAUCCUACUGAUGACAGAUUAAAAAAACUUCAGUUGGGCAGAACUAAAACGACUGCUAUUAUCAAAGAUGGUUUUGGAGUAGGCCUUAAACUAAGCCUCUACGAAAAACUUAGAAAAACAUUCUUUUCCAUUGUGAUAGACAAAACCACAGAUGUCAAGGUCCAAAGCCAAUUGGCUAUCAUGGUGCAAUAUUGGGACGCUAUCUUGUGCCAACUUGUGGUUGACGUGUUGGAAUUCAUUGUUUGUAGUGAUCCGUCAGCUGAUGGCUUAUCAAAGUCUAUCUUAACUCUAUUAGAGAAACAACAGAUUCCUAAGGACUGGUGUGGGUGGUGGGAUUCUGCGCAGACACCUGUAGUGUUAUUGUUCGGGAAAAAGAAAUUGGAUUUAACGAUUCUCCAAGAAACGAUUCCGUCAAUUGCCAUCAUAAAAUGUUCCUGUCAUUCCAUCCAUGUGGUCACGUCCAAUGCCAACAAGAAACUUCCAGAGUUACUUUAACACUUGAUUUGGUCAAUUUUCGCUCACUUCUCAAGAAGCACGAGCCGUCGACGGAAAUUGGUGGCUUUUCAGCAAUUCGUUAACAUCGAAGAACAUGGACAGACACGUUGGCGACAGGGUUUCACCGGGACAGACACGUUGGCUUUCGUUAGAAUAUUGUGUUCUGCGAGUUUUAGAGCAAUUUGAUGCUCUUAAACUUUAUUUCGAGAAAGAAGACAGGGAUGAAAAGACCAAGACAACGACAGAAAUCCUUCAUUAACUCAAUGAACGUUCAACCAAACCACUGCUUCUGUUCAUGAAAUAUGCUCUUAAACAUUUCAACGAAUUUAACACCAUUUUCCAAUCUGAAAUGCCCAAACUGCAUUUACUGCAAAAGGAAGUUUGUGAAAUGCUGACGUCCUUGGCAAUCAAUUUCAUGGUUGUACCCACACAGCACAUUUGGUUCCCCAGGACCUCCCAAGAUCCUCUUAAUUUCCUCCUCAGUCUUACUUGUGAGCUUCCUAAAUUCCUCUAAAAACCAUCUUUUUGGUUACCUGGUGGCUUCCUGAUAACCUCCUCAGUACCUCUCUCACCUUCCCGAGGAUCUCCCCAUAACCUCCAAUAAUGAAACAAAUUAACCAUAUUGUCACGCGAGUUGUAUUGGAACAAGAACAAACGAAUACAACAAGUGAUGACCUUAA